AUGGGCGGACAGGGUCGAGAUUAUGAACAAAGCCCAUCUCCCACCCCGCCGUACCUCAACAACCCUUCACUUUCUCAAUGCAACUUACAAAAGAAAACAAAUGUGCUCGUGAUGAGUCUGGUUGUUAUCGCCUUUGCUGUUUCCGCACUGUUGGCCUGGAUAACCACGUUUGCCCACCUCAUCCUCUCUCAUUACCCAAAACCUCGGCGCACAAAUACAAUCGACCAAUUCGUAACAGCGCACCUCGGAAAUUGGGUUCGAUCACACGUAAAGAACCCAGAUGUCUUCGCGGACUGUUUUUUCCGUGUCACCCUGACGCUGAGUGAUCAACAAGUCGUAACCGGUAUCGCCAUUAUGAUCGCCGGUCUCAAACUUUUAGCAGAAAACCAUAUCAGCAUCUAUCACUUCUCCGUCGUACGUGAGCUAGCAUUCUUCAGCUCGAAUGCACACCUGCUCUCACUCAUAUCGCUCUGGGCCUACCUCUCCAGCGACCGCAAGCGCUAUAGGACAACCGGAAGAUAUCGACGGAUCCCAUUGGCUUUCUCGACCAAAUGGAGGCUUGUUUGCUUCUUUGCAUUCUUCGUCUUGUUCCUCACUGUUACCUGGAUGGGUGCCGACAGGGACUGGGAUAAUGAAUUCGGAUGUCCCGUGAAGUGCGCAUCGCAUAAUGUAAAGGACUUCGGGGGGCAGCCACUCGGCUGGGCGAUUGCUAUCACAUACCUCCUGUUCACUGGAUACACUUUCUACGCCUUGCAAUUAGGUGAAGCUCUUGUUGACCGUAACAAGACUGUGCGACGAUGGAUAAUCGCGAAGUGGUCAUCAGUCGAUGACAAGGUUACAAGACGUAUCGCGCGGUCGUCUAUCUUGCUGAAACUCUUUCAUGGGCUGAAGACUAUUGCAUACGCGUGGAGGAUGUAUGUGUACUCUGAUGCCAUGGAAUUACUCACCAUGCUCGGAUGGUACACGGCAAACCUUUACUGGCUGAUCGAAGACAAGAAGGAGGGGUCACGGUGGAUGUCAGAUGAGCAGUGGACGAUUGAAAAUGAGUACGGAUUCGGGCAGAUUGUACCUUUGGUUCUACUGGUUUUGCCGAUAAUGACGUUCCUGGAGGCAUAUUAUGGUAAGAAGCCUAUGCACUGGUUUCGAUCCUGGCUAAUGGUACCUUUGUAG
Aaosphaeria arxii CBS 175.79 is the source of this 1170-nucleotide messenger RNA. RefSeq lists its product as uncharacterized. The record is from RefSeq and is a predicted model, not a curated record. The transcript has 2 exons. Lineage: Eukaryota; Fungi; Ascomycota; Dothideomycetes; Pleosporales. Bases 1 to 1170 code for a protein of 389 amino acids.